CACCCCCGCCUCCCACUGAUUGGAUCUCUGCUUCCUUCCCCGAGUCCCACUUUGCCCAGCGAGGAUUGGCGCUGGAUCUCUCGGAAGAGACUUCAGGAUCCCGUUCGGAGCAGGUGGGGCUACUCUCCCUCCGGUCUCCAGGCCGCCAGGCCGCCCCUCCUGCCAGGAGAUCUUCUCCGCGCCAGGAUGAAGGGAGCUGUGGAUCCCGCUUUUCGCCUUGCAGGGGUUUCUCUCCGUUCUCUCCAGGAGAGAAUUUGGAAAUGUGGCUUGGUUGGAGAAGCAGCUUCGUGCACAAAGGGCCAUUCAGUCAGACAGUAUUUAACCGGUCAGUGGUGAAGGUCAUCCCUGGCCUUGACUUAGAGGGGGAACAAGUAACCCAGAGACCUCUUAACUAUAAAUUUAAAGAAAUAAAAUUUUGUGAUCCAACCUUUACCUGCAAGUCGACUACAAUAAAACUAUAGAAAAUCAGCACAAGGCAGCAGCCGCCAACAAGUAUGGAGUAUGAGAAACCCUUGGAUCUCCCGUCAGACACAAGCAACACUCCAGAAAACCACCAAACUUCCCAUAUAUGCUCAGAGUGUGGGAAAACCUUUGCUUGCUGGUCCCUCCUUUUGACCCACAGGAAUAUCCAUUUUCAAAGAGGAUCCAGUCAAGGUUUGGAAGGUGUACUAAAACCCUAUAAAUGUGAGGAAUGUGACUUAUGCUUUGAACGAAAGUUAGAACUUCUUAAACAUCAGAAAAUCCAUACUGGAGAUAAACCUUAUCAAUGUCUGGAAUGUGGGAAAUUCUUCCGUGCAAAAUACACUCUCGAGGACCACAUGAGAAUCCACACGGGGGAGAAACCUUACAAGUGUUGGGAAUGUGGGAAGAGUUUUUCUCAUAACUCAACUCUUUGGAUCCAUAAGAAGAUUCAUUCAGGAAUAAAAUCUUACAAAUGCUUUGAGUGUGGAAAAUGUUUCACUCAGAGUUCAUCUCUUCGAAGUCAUGAGAAAACACACAGAGGGGAGACAAAGAAAAAAAUGUACAAAUGCUUUGUGUGUGGAAAUUGUUUCACCCAGAGUUCAGAUCUUCGGAGUCAUUGGAAAACACACGGAGGGGAGAAAAAUGUAAAGUGCCUCGAAUGUGGGAAAUACUUUUCCAGUAAAUCAACCCUGGUGCGACAUCAGAAAAUUCACACUGGAGACAGACCCUUUGAAUGCCCAGAAUGUGGGAGAAGAUUUAUGUAUUCUUUUGAACUUCGCACACAUCAAAAGGCUCACAAAGGGGAGGAACCCUAUAAGUGUGGGGAGUGUGGGAAAGGUUUUCUUACACGAAAAGACAUGCAGAAUCAUGAGAGAAUCCACACAGGGGAGAAGCCGUACAAAUGUUUGGAGUGUGGGAAAUGCUUUUCCAGAAAACACACUCUUGGAAUGCAUGAGAGGGUCCAUACAGGCAUGAAGCCAUAUAGAUGCAUAGAAUGUGGGAAAUCUUUUGCUUAUAAAGAAGUACUUUGGAGACAUCAGCAAAUUCACAGCGGGGAAAAGCCAUAUCAAUGCAUCGAGUGUGGACAAUUUUAUCGUACCACAUCAAACCUUAGAAAUCAUAUAAAAACACACACGGGGGAAAAAACUUACAAAUGUUUAGAGUGUGGGAAAGCAUUUGCUCGGUCAUCUCACCUUACAAAUCACAGCCGAAUCCAUUCAGGAGAGAAGCCCUUUAAAUGCUCGGAGUGUGGUCAAUGUUUUUCUCAGAAAGAUACUCUUUCGAAGCAUCAGCGAAUGCACACUGGAGAAAAAUCAUAUAAAUGUUCAGAUUGUGGGCAAUGUUUUGCCCUACCUUCAGCACUUCGGAUGCACAACCGAUAUCACACCGGAGAGUAGCCUCACAAGUAGGCGGGGUGUGAGAAAACUUUUCAUUGCAAAUCACAGCAAAAAAUGCAUCAGAUAGUCCAUAGCAGAGAUAAAUCUCUUCAGUUGUGAACAAUGCAGGGACACAUUUUCUUUUUUCAGAGGCCACACCUUACCAGGCACUUCACACAGUGACAGAAGGGACCUGGUUCGCCAACUCUGAACUAGGAUAGGAAACCCUCUUUAGGGUUGUCAAGUAAAAUUCAAGGUUUCAUUGAAGUUUUGUUUCCAUGAGAACUGCAUGAAAGUCCAUAAUCUAGCCUGGGUUUUUUAUUUUUUAAAUGUUUUAGUCUAUGGUCCAGCCUUAAUAAAAGAAUUUACACCAUC
Molecule: messenger RNA, 2213 nt
Organism: Pantherophis guttatus
Lineage: Eukaryota; Metazoa; Chordata; Lepidosauria; Squamata; Colubridae
Source: RefSeq, a predicted model, not a curated record